Molecule: messenger RNA, 3688 nt
Organism: Amphibalanus amphitrite
Lineage: Eukaryota; Metazoa; Arthropoda; Thecostraca; Balanomorpha; Balanidae
Product: galactosylgalactosylxylosylprotein 3-beta-glucuronosyltransferase I-like
Exons: 9
Coding region: 183-1517 (444 amino acids)
Biological process (GO): chondroitin sulfate proteoglycan biosynthetic process; carbohydrate metabolic process
Cellular component (GO): Golgi membrane
Molecular function (GO): galactosylgalactosylxylosylprotein 3-beta-glucuronosyltransferase activity
Source: RefSeq, a predicted model, not a curated record
ACGUGUCUCACCGAGCUCCUGGUUCCUGAUUCCUCAGCUGGCCAAUAGGUGUCCCUGGUGUUUUUGGCGGGAAACCAACGCCUGGUAGGCGUCCUUUUUGGAACCUUCUCAUUUUCCGGCGUCCGUUCUUCACAAAUACGCGAUCAUCGUCAUAUAUUCAAGUCAUCAACGAACGGCUCAAAAUGCCCGUCGGGCAUUCACCACCGGCAAAUGUUCGCGCCCGUCGCGCGAGACAAAUAUCUACCGUAGAGGCAGCCGGCGUUGAUUCCGCAACCGACGAUCCCAAGGUCAUCGCUGAAAACACGAACGACGAAACCGAAGAGCGUUCGUCGCCACGAGGAAAUCAAGGAGGAAAUGUGGGAGGUGGGAAUCAAAGCCGUGGAGAUGAGAAUCCGAAUGAAGUGAAAGAGUGCGGAGUCGGCGACAAUACAGUUCAAGUCGUCCAGAUUCCAGGCCAGGGGUUGAGAACAAGUACCGUACCGCAAGCAACCAAGAUGUCUCUCCGGCAAAUAUCUGCUGCACUGAGACGAAGAAAUAGCCUCAUUCUCCUGCUAUGCCUGGUGGCAUUUUAUCUCAUCUGGUUUCAAUUAGCUGGUGUGCGGCUGCUGGAGGGUUCUGGCCACCCACACUCUGACCAGUGGGAGGAGAGGGUGGCCAAGGAGCUGUACGCCAUGCGCCUGCAGGCGUCGGAGAUGCGUCGCCAGCUGACGCGGCUGGGCAGUGCGCCGGCCCAUUGGCGCCAUUCCGACCUGCCCACCAUCUUUGUGGUGACUCCCACGCACGCCAUACCGACUCAGAAGGCAGACCUAGUCAGAUUAUCCAACACGCUGCUGCACGUGCCGAACCUGCACUGGCUGGUGGUUGAGGACGCCGACCACAAGUCUGAGCUGGUGAGCCGACUGCUGCGCCGCUCUGGGCUGGUCUACACACACCUGAGCGUGGCCACGCCACCCGAGCUCAAACUGCAGCCCAAGGACCCGCGCUGGAAGAAGCCCCGCGGCGUGCUCCAGCGUAACGCGGCACUGUCCUGGCUCCGGGAAAACCUGGAGAUUGUCGACGCCAACGGAGUGGUGUAUUUCGCCGACGACGACAACACGUACAGCCUGGAGCUGUUCACUGAGAUGCGCGACAUCCAGUCGGUCGGAGUGUGGCCCGUGGGUCUGGUCGGGGGUGUGAUGGUGGAGCGACCCCUGGUCGAUAACGGACGCGUCACCGGCUGGCUGACCCCGUGGAGACCGGACCGGGCCUUCGCCACUGAUAUGGCAGGGUUCGCCAUUAAUGUGCGACUGGUACUAAACCAUCCGACCGCCUCGUUCUCCAUUGAGUCCCAGCGCGGCUUUCUGGAGACGGACCUACUCACACAGAUGGGGGUCACCCUGGAUGACCUCGAGGUCAAAGCAGACCUGUGUACAAAGGUUCUGGUUUGGCACACACAAACGGCCAAGGCCGACCUCAAGAUAGAAAAGAUUAUUGAACAGAAGGGCAAGCCGGCUACAAACGUCGGUAUAGAGGUGUAGCACUCGCCUGCCAGCUAGAUAGAUCUACUACAUCUUCAUUAAACACCUUCGGGCCCUGCGUAAGACUACGUUGUACCGCGGCCGCACCCGCGUCCUCAGCGAAGGCAGUUUGGUAGCGCUGUGAUACCUUCGACUCAUCAGUCACAGCGGUGAGAUACUUCACUAGGGUCCUAUGCGUCAUGGCAUGGGCCAUGACGGCAUGGCAUAAAUGCCCGGGAGUACAAUUAGAGAGAUUUAGCUAUACUCGGGGUGAAUUAACAGAUUGCCCCGUUGAAUGUGGGAUGUUUAUUCAUUCCGUCCAUUAGCGGGGAGGGUGUUCGGUUUCGUCUGGAAGUGACACCGAUCGAAGAGCUUGUUCACUGAGUGGCCAAAGGUCGGUUGACAAGUCUUUCUUCUAUAAAUAGAUAGGUCAGAGAUCAGAUUGCUGACGCCAAUGCGAGGAGAUCUCGGUCAAAGUGAGAUUUUGCCUGAUGGUGCCUCGAAUUAACUGGGAAGAGAUAUGUAAAAGAGAUUGCAGUUGAGAAAAAAAUGCUAUGAAUAUCGGUGAUUCAAUCUCAUAUCAAAUACUAUCGAAUUCAUACGAUCGAUACAGCUCAUCAAUAACUAAUGAUGCAUCACUGUCAUGAAUAUCAAAGUGAUAUAUUGCAAUCACAGUUCAUCAUAGUCAUAUCAUCAUCACCAUUAUCACAAUCACCAUCACCACUCACCAUCAUCACGUGUCAAUCACCACUGGUGUCGUACUGCUGCGUUUGAAGUUCUACUGGCUAUUUGUAGUGGACAGUGCCCUGUAUAGUUCCUUCUCUGAGCAACUGAAGAGCAGUGGCGAUUGGCUGCUUAUAAUGGUUGGCUGCUCCUUUACCCUGGUCAGUGAUGUGUCCAGAAAGGAGCUUGGUUAAGUGGGAUUUGAAAGGGAUUCCUAAGUUCGACACAGGGUUGGUUUAGUGCAGUUUUCUUACCAUGUAAUUAUAUUAUGGCUGAAGGUGAUAGUUUAGUUGUAGCUAGUGUUUGUAUGUAGGAUGAACACAAUGCCAAGUUCAGAGUGAUAACAUUCGACUGUCGUGUUUGUUUGAUGAUAAAUUAAAGUGCUUGCUCAUUGAUUGUGAUUCGUUAACAGGUCAUUUUCAUGCUGCCAAUUGGCUUACAUUAUUUGUGAACUGCAUUUGUUUGAAAUUGAUUCGGUGAUAGUUGGGAAUCCAUGGAAUUAUAUAAUAGUUAUGUUGUAGUGCUCACAUAUUUCAAUGAUUGCCUAUAUAUGAAAUGUUUAUUUAUCUUACAUUUAACGCUCGAGCUUUAUAAAGUUUGAACUACGCAAUCAUCCGAAGUAAAUGAGUAUUGUGUAUAUCAUUUACUUUUUAACAUAUUUUCUUGGAAUUUGUUUGAAAUUCUUGCUGCCUUUGCUUCCAGUUGAAAUUCUAAACUCAUGUACAAGUGUUUAUGACUCUUCGAUGUAUAUCGAGCUUUAAGCGAGCUAGCUUGUAUCUGGUUUCUUACUAUCCUCUGCGCUAGGCCGCUUUGGUGGUUUAUCUUUGCUGGAUAAUUGAUGUUUGUAAGAAGACCAACUUUAGAAAUUGAGCUUUAUUUUGAAGCUCUGUCAGCGUCACAGUUAUCAGUGUCACCACCUACCUUUUUAAAGGCCACCCCACACUGGACCUUGCAUGCGGGUUGCGAGUUUGCGGGCAUAAUACUAAUUCAUAGAGUGCUUAGACCGUUCCCUUAUGGUUGCUUCAUGAAUGCAGUGAAGCCGGUACACCUUCGGAAAAUUACAUAUAGUCGCAAUACCAGAGCAACGAACUAAAAUUCGACUCCAACGAAAAACCCGCAAACCUCGCAGAACUCGCAGACCUCGCAGCGAGGAAAAUCGAAAGUUGACUCAAAAUCAACUUUUGGAAUGCGAUGCAAGGUCGCUCGCAAGCCAAAAACAUGCAGACUCGCUUGUUACAUGGUAGUGUGGGUCACUCAGCUUAGAUUGUAUUAUUUGAUUUUGAAGAAACCCGAAAACCCAAAAACUCGCAACCUGCAUGCGAGUUCCAGUGUGGGGCGGCCUUUAGAGUCAGCGUCGGCAAAUGAGUUAGUGAAAUGGCUAUCGCACUUGUGUACGGUAUCUUGCAUUGAUUGUUGCAAUGACGAGUCGCAAUAUCGCACGAGGAAAAAUAAACAUGUUCGUUUUGCAA